Messenger RNA from Erigeron canadensis, 1204 nucleotides. RefSeq names its product prolyl 4-hydroxylase 1. Gene Ontology annotation, cellular component: endoplasmic reticulum. Bases 203 to 1075 code for a protein of 290 amino acids. Gene Ontology annotation, molecular function: L-ascorbic acid binding; iron ion binding; procollagen-proline 4-dioxygenase activity. NCBI's taxonomy places the organism in Eukaryota, Viridiplantae, Streptophyta, Magnoliopsida, Asterales, Asteraceae. Gene Ontology annotation, biological process: peptidyl-proline hydroxylation to 4-hydroxy-L-proline. The record is from RefSeq and is a predicted model, not a curated record. The transcript has 12 exons.
UAGAUCGGUUAUCAACGAAGACCUGCUAAUUAACUCAAAGUCACAGUCAAAUCGAAACCGCUAAGCAAGAAACAGCAUUCAGAUUCAAACCAUGGGCGGUUGACUAGUGUUAGUUGAAAUUAGAAUUUGUUGAAACGGUCGGUCACACAGACAGCAUAUAUAUCUUAUUAGUCGCCUGUCGGAUCGACUGGAUCUUGAUUCAAUGGGUGGUUUUUCUUCCAUGCGAAUCGUCGUUGCUUUACUUACACUUGUCACCAUCGGAAUGAUUUUCGGAGCUUUGCUUCAGUUGGCAUUUAUUCGCAAUUUGGAAGAUUCUUCUUCUUCUUCUUAUGGCUCUGCAUUUCCUUCGUUUAGACGAACACUUGUGGGUCAAAAUAAUGACUUCCCCUCAGUUGUAUCUAGUUGGGGGAAUGACAAAGACGCUGCAAUUUUACGCGUUGGCUAUGUUAAACCUGAAAUAAUUAGCUGGUCUCCACGAAUCAUUGUGUUUCAUAACUUUUUGAGCUCAGAGGAAUGUGAUUAUCUUAGAGCACUAGCCAAGCCCCGUCUUCAAGUGUCUACCGUCGUGGAUGCAAAAACUGGAAAGGGAAUUAAGAGUAACGUCCGGACAAGCUCAGGCAUGUUUUUAAACCAUGAAGAAAGGAAAUAUCCAAUGAUACAUGCAAUUGAAAAACGGAUUUCUACGUAUUCUCAAAUUCCAGUUGAAAAUGGAGAGCUCAUUCAAGUGUUAAGGUAUGAACCAAAUCAGUUUUACAGACCCCAUCAUGACUACUUCUCUGAUACGUUCAACUUGAAGCGGGGCGGUCAAAGAGUAGCCACAAUGCUGAUGUAUCUGACUGAUAACGUUGAAGGGGGAGAAACGUUUUUUCCUAUGGCUGGUUCACGUGAAUGCAGCUGUGGUGGAAAAAUGGUGAAGGGACUUUGUGUUAAACCGAAUAAAGGAGAUGCAGUGCUUUUCUGGAGCAUGGGGCUUAAUGGAGAAUCAGACCCUGACAGUAUACAUGGAGGUUGCGAGGUCCUCUCAGGAGAAAAGUGGUCUGCUACGAAAUGGAUGAGACAGAGAGCUACUUCUUGAAAUUUGCUGGAUCUAUUCACAAGUAUAGUGUCAAUUGUUUAGUUAUUAAUUAAUAUAUAUACAAGUAGCAGAUACUUUGUAUCAUUUUUGGUGAGAAAUUCAAACCUAGCUAUAUCAAGUCUUUUAACA